Messenger RNA from Centropristis striata (black sea bass), 3163 nucleotides. It is a transcript of the gene dcaf11, whose product is annotated as ddb1 and cul4 associated factor 11. Gene Ontology annotation, molecular function: protein binding. NCBI's taxonomy places the organism in Eukaryota, Metazoa, Chordata, Actinopteri, Perciformes, Serranidae. Gene Ontology annotation, biological process: proteasome-mediated ubiquitin-dependent protein catabolic process. The coding region runs from base 200 to 1861 and encodes 553 amino acids. The transcript has 15 exons. Gene Ontology annotation, cellular component: Cul4-RING E3 ubiquitin ligase complex. The record is from RefSeq and is a predicted model, not a curated record.
UGUAAACAACAUGGCGACUCACGGACUGUUUGUAUUUAUCUAGAGUCUGUGCUGCUAGCCGCCUGAUCCUCUCUGCUGCCACACACAUUCACCGUGAGAGGAGGCAGGUACCGACCCGGCGGGAGGGACGGCGGACCGGGGAACAGCCGGGCCGAGCUGUCAGAAGAGCGUUGGACUGUCAGACGGCCCUCUCCAGUCUAUGGGCUCUCAGUCCAGUUCUGGGAUGUCUGGUGGAAGGGGUUCUUCCAGUGGCAACCCAGCGGAGCAGCCUGAAGCAGAACCAACCCAGAGCAGCAGCAGCAGCAGCCGAGGCCGCAGGACGGCAGACAGGCAGCAAGGAGACAGGCAGCAAGGAGACAGGCAGCAAGGAGACAGGCAGCAAGGAGACAGGCAGCCGGCAUCAGAGGAGGACGUGGACUUAGCUGAAGUGCUGGCUUACCUACUGAGGAGGGGCCAGGUGCGGCUGGUCCACGGCAGCGGGGCCACGGGGCUGCAGCUGGUCCAGUCCUACUCCGACUCUGAUGAGGACAGCGACGGGGCCUGGGAGGGCCGGCUGGGGGACCGCUACAACCCACCAGUGGACACCCAACCAGACACUAAUGAAGUGGACCGCAGUGAGAUCCGAACCCAGAUCCUGCUGGCCACGGCCUCGUCCACGCCGAGAGGACGCAGCUUCACCCACAUGCUGACAGAGAGAGAACAAGGCAGAUGUCGAGGCUCCAGCUUCUCCCACGGAGAGUGCAGUCGCAUCCGCACACAUUUUCUGCCAAACUACGUAUCUCACAAGGACACGUACCAUCAGAAAGCCUUCUGUGGAGUUUACAGCGAGGACGGACACAUGUUCCUCUCUGCCUGCCAAGACCAGAACAUCCGCCUGUACGACACCACCAGAGGACGCUUUCACUUACGGCGGACCGUGAAGGCUCGUGAUGUUGGCUGGAGCGUUCUGGAUGUUUGCUUCACGCCUGAUGCUCAGAACGUUCUCUACUCCAGCUGGUCUGACUACAUUCACCUGUGCAGCAUAGAUGGAGACAGUGAGAACCACACCGCCCUGGACCUCAAUCCAGAUGAGAGGAGGUUCUGUGUGUUCUCUCUGGCUGCGUCCACAGAUGGCAACGAGAUCCUGGGAGGAGCAAACGAUGGCUGCCUUUACGUUUUUGAUCUUGAGCAGAACAAACGAACGCUGAAGAUCGACGCCCACGAGGACGACGUGAACGCGGUGGCGUUCGCCGACAGCUCGUCCCAGCUGCUGUUCUCCGGCAGCGACGACGCGCUGUGCAAGGUGUGGGACAGACGGACGCUGCGGGAGGACAGACCGCAGCCGGUCGGCCAGCUGGCCGGACACCGAGACGGCAUCACCUUCAUCCACAGCAAGGGUGACGCACGCUACCUGAUCAGCAACUCGAAGGACCAGUCCAUCAAGCUCUGGGACGUCAGGAAGUUCUCGCCCAAAGAAGGUUUGGCUGCUUCUCGCCUCGCCGUCACACAACAGAACUGGGAUUACCGCUGGCAGCAGGUUCCCCAGAGAGCCCUGAAGAGACACAAGCUGACGGGCGACACCUCGGUGAUGUCGUACCGAGGUCACGGCGUGCUGCACACGCUGAUCCGCUGCCGCUUCUCUCCAGAGUUCAGCACCGGACAGAGGUUCAUCUACUCCGGCUGCUCCACCGGCAAGAUCAUCAUCUACGACGUGCUGACGGGCGCCGUGGUCACCCGGCUGUCCGGCCAUGACGCCUGCGUGAGGGACGUCAGCUGGCACCCGUACGAGGACAACAUCGUCAGCAGCUCCUGGGACGGAGCGGUGCGGAUGUGGGAGCACAGACAGACUCACCCGCUGGAGGAGGAGCGGGAGAGAGACUGACAGCAGGAGGAGAAGGAGGAGAAGAGAGACGGCAGGAGGAGGAGAAGAGAGACAGCAGGAGGAGAAGAGAGACAGCAGGAAGAGAAGAGAGACAGCAGGAGGAGAAGGAGAUCUUUAGACAGCAGGAGGAGAAGAGAGACAGCAGGAGGAGAAGAGAGACAGCAGGAGGAGAAGAGAGACAGCAGGAGGAGAAGAGAGACAAAGGAAGUGAUGUCAGAGGAAGUGACAUCACCACAGAGGAGGCGAGGCUGGCCCUAACAGUCAGACGGACUGGGAGAGACUUAAAUACCUUUUAAAUUCAAUGCUGGGAAUCAAUGCUGGCAGUUAUAGCAUGGUUAUGAAGUGUUCAUAAGGCUUUAUAGCCUCCAGGCUGUUGGACACAGUUGGACCCGCCUACUUCUGUUUUUCUUCUGUUUUCUCUGUCGACAGGCCAAAGCUUUUGAAUUUGGCCUGAAACACUUCACUGCACUUACUUAAUGAGCUGUUGAAAUGUAAUAAUGGUGAGUUAGUUUAAUCAGAAUCAAUGUUGGAUAUUGCAGGGAGAGAUGAUGAUAACUCUGUAUAAAUGUAUAGUAUUUUAAUGGUGUGUGCAUUCAGGGAGUGUGUUUAGAUGGUUGUCAGUGUGCUGAUUUAGAAUAAUGAGCUGUGUCCCAUUGAGGGUCUGUCACAUUCAAAGUCCACAUUGAAAGAGUGAUUAUAUUAUAAUAAUCCAGAACUUUAUUCUACAGCACGGCUCUUUAACCUGCAGGGUGUUUAACCGAUGAUCUCCUCGUCCUGUUGGACGUUUCCAGCAGGACGAGCUGAGCAGGAUGUUCUUACCUUUACUGUCCAGUUCACAAUGAUUUACUGUUAAAGCCUCAUUAGAUCCCCUCAAGUCUUAACUCCUUAUUUAGACACAGCCAGAGGUCUUGGUUCUGGUCCUGGUACUGGUCCUGGUCUUGGUACUGGUUCUGGUCUUGGUACUGGUCCUGGGUCAGCCUCAGCCAGAGGUCUUGGUACUGGUCCUGGUCCUGGUACUGGUACUGGGUCAGCCUCAGCUCUGUAAACACAAACCCUGAGGCACUUAAACAAUAGAGUUGGACAAUAUAAACCUGUGAUUCAACAGAUUAGAAUGUGUAAUAAUAUGUUGAGGACGGGGUGUGUGUGUGUGUGUGUGUGUGUGUGUGUGUGUGUGUGUGGAUAAAAACUUACACACUGAUCUGUAUAUGCAACUUUCAGGUGUUUAUAUCAAAUCCCAUAUUUCACUCUCAGACUGUUGUUUUACAGCAACAAUAAAACAUUUCUUUUAAUGUAUCGCUGUGA